AUGCCGACUCUCGCCUUGAUCAACUUCAACAUCGUCUGUGCGACGCUCGGAGGCUUUGUCUCCCUCUUUGGACUGGUAUCCUACCUAUGCAAAGAGCGAUUCUACCUUUCCGAAGCCUUGAUCUCGCUUCUAGCGGGCGUCGCAUUCUCCCCGCAUGCCGCGAAUUUCAUCCGCCCGGAUGACUAUGCCAUGCAUUCAGAGCAGAAUCUGGAGGCCAUCACUCUGCACUUCACUCGUCUCGUCCUCGGUGUGCAGUUGGUUCUAGCAGGCGUCCAGCUCCCCAAGCGUUAUCUCCAGAUCGAAUGGCGGAGCUUGUCGCUUCUCCUUGGGCCCGGAAUGGCGGCCAUGUGGUUAUGCAGUAGCCUGGUCAUCUGGGCUAUGGUUCCCAAUUUCAAGUUCCUCCAUGCGCUGAUCGUCGCCGCUUGCGUGACACCUACUGACCCGGUCUUGUCCAAUUCCAUUGUUAAGGGCAAGUUCGCGGACAAGCAUGUUCCGCGCCCACUGCAGCGGAUCAUCGUGGCCGAGUCUGGUGCUAAUGAUGGUCUGGGUUAUCCUUUUCUUUUCUUUGGCAUCUACUUGCUCAAGUAUGUUGGUAUGGAUGGUGAAGGAUAUAGUGGAGGGGCCGGGAGGGCGAUGGGUCAGUGGUUCUUGGAGACUUGGCUGUAUACCAUCAUCUUGAGUGUGGUGUACGGUAUCGUUGUUGGUUGGUUGUCGCGGAAACUUCUCCACUGGGCGGAGGAGAAGCGUUACGUUGAUCGCGAGAGUUUCCUGGUUUUUGCCAUUGCGCUUGCUCUCUUCAUCGUGGGAACUUGUGGUCUUAUUGGCACUGAUGACCUUCUCGCAUGCUUUAUUGCUGGUAAUGUGUUCACGCAGGAUGACUGGUUCCGUCUUGAAACUAUGGAUGACUCGCUCCAGCCGACCAUUGACAUGCUUCUCAAUCUUGCAGUCUUCAUGUGGUUUGGCGCCGUCUGCCCGUGGUCAUCUUUCUUGAACAACGACAUCAUCCCGAUCUACCGCCUCGUCCUUUUGGGAAUUCUGAUCUUGUUGGUUCGCCGAAUGCCAAUUAUCUUCGCGAUGCACAAGUACAUCCAUCAAAUCGAGCAAAUUUCCCACGCAGCAUUUGUUGGAUUUUUUGGUCCAAUUGGCGUCGGUGCUAUCUUCUACCUCUCUAUUAGCCGAGAAUUCCUGCGAGAAAUCACUGUUGAUGGUAAAGUGCGAGAGGAUGCCCAGCAAGUCAUGGAUGUCAUCAACGUCGUUGUCUGGUUCCUAGUGAUCUGCAGUAUUAUCGUCCAUGGCCUAUCGGUCCCGGUCGGAAAAGCCGGAUACAAUCUCCCACGCACCAUCUCCAGCGCCAUCAGCACUAGUACUGUUGAUGAGCCUGAGCCAGUGCCCAUUUCAAACAUUCGCCACACCCACAGUACCGCCACACCUCGUGGGAAUCUUUCAGGCCCGAGCCACCGGUCUCGCAAGCGUGGCAACCAGCGUGAAUCACCUCACCCGCCGUUGUUCCGCAUUGGUGGUACAGUGAUUCGACCACGUUCGCCUGACAGACAGUUCGGUGUUGGAUCCCUUGAUGAACCUGAGCGCCCUGUCAACCUUGUCACGCACGAGGCAGUGGUUGGUGGGAAGGACCGGGGGCAGGACUCGCCGAGUCCGGCGUAA
Molecule: messenger RNA, 1662 nt
Organism: Penicillium daleae
Lineage: Eukaryota; Fungi; Ascomycota; Eurotiomycetes; Eurotiales; Aspergillaceae
Product: putative Na/H antiporter
Exons: 5
Coding region: 1-1662 (553 amino acids)
Biological process (GO): sodium ion export across plasma membrane; proton export across plasma membrane; regulation of membrane potential
Cellular component (GO): plasma membrane
Molecular function (GO): sodium:proton antiporter activity
Source: RefSeq, a predicted model, not a curated record